Hyla sarda is the source of this 4935-nucleotide messenger RNA. Its product is annotated as zinc finger protein 420-like. Lineage: Eukaryota; Metazoa; Chordata; Amphibia; Anura; Hylidae. The transcript has 9 exons. The coding region runs from base 192 to 3005 and encodes 937 amino acids. Gene Ontology annotation, biological process: regulation of DNA-templated transcription. The record is from RefSeq and is a predicted model, not a curated record.
CUCUUCCCCUACACAGGUUUGGAUAAAUCUUCACGCAGUUAAACAACAGGUCCCGGAAGAUGAUGUUCACAAACCCUCGAAACACUGCGGGAGCGUUACACAGGCCGAACGGCAUGACCAGGUUCCUCCAAUCCAGGAUCCUCUGCUGAUCUCUUCUAUAUAAGAGAAUUCUCCUGGAUGACCCAUCAACCAUGGAGAGAGACAGGAACAAGAUGGCCGACAGGAUCAUAAACCUCACCCUACAGAUACUCUUCCGGCUUACUGGAGAGGAUUACACAGUAGUGAAGAAGUCCUCUAGUGGGCGCUGUCGGGCCCCUGUGUGUGAAGGAUGGGGAAGAACCCUGAACCCAAUCCCGGGGCCCCCACCUCACUCCCUGAUACAUGAGGAAAUGGAUGAACAGAAGAUCCUAGAACUCCUCAACAAGAUGAUGGAGCUGCUGACUGGAGAGGAUUACACAGUAGUGAAGAAGUCCUCUAGUGGGCGCUGUCGGGCCCCUGUGUGUGAAGGAUGGGGAAGAACCCUGAGCCCAAUCCCGGGGCCCCCACCUCACUCCCUGAUACAUGAGGAAAUGGAUGAACAGAAGAUCCUAGAACUCAUCAACAAGAUGGUGGAGCUGCUGACUGGAGAGGUUCCUAUAAGGUGUCAGGACGUGGCGGUCUAUUUCUCCAUGGAGGAGUGGGAGUAUGUAGAAGGACACAAGGAUCAGUACAAGGAUCAGGUCAUGAUGGAGGAUCAGCAGCCCCUCACAUCAGCAGUCAGAUCCAGUAAGAGAACAGCACCAGAGAGGUGUCCCCGUCCUCUUCUUCCACAGGAUGAUCAGGGAGAAGAUCUGAUCAGUAUUAAUGGUAUAAACAUAAUAGUAAAAGAAGAAGAAGAGACAGAUUUGAGCGGUGAUGAGCAGUUUAAGGAGCACAUUCCUACAGGUUACCACCUCGAUUCUUGUAGCAGGAGAUCAGAGGAGAAUCUUAUAUCUUCAGAUUAUAAAGCAGAUGAUGAUAUCACACAAGAUACAUAUGAAGAACAUUCCAUUAUCCCAGAUACACCCUCAGCCCUUCACAGCCAAGAUCUCUCAUCUCAUCCUGUUAUACCCGUCCUGUCUUCUGAUUUACCACAGACUGUUAAGCAAAAUAAGGAGAAGCCAUUUUUAUGUGCAGAAUGUGGAAAAAGGUUUACUGACAAAUCAAAUCUGGUUAGACAUCAGAGAAUUCACACAGGAGAGAAGCCCUUUUCAUGUCCAGAAUGUGGGAAAUGUUUUACUAAACAAUCGAAUCUUGUUCAACAUCAAAAAACUCACUCAGGGGAGAAGCCAUUUGCUUGUUCACUAUGUGGGAAAUGUUUCAUUAAGAAAUCAGAUCUUGUUCAACAUCAAAGAACUCACACAGGAGAGAAGCCAUUUUCGUGCGCAGAAUGUGGGAAAUUUUUUGCUCUGAAAUCAGAUCUUGUUAAACAUCGGAGAAUUCACACAGGGGAGAAGCCAUAUUCAUGCCCGGAAUGUGAAAAAUGUUUUACUCAGCAAUCAAAUCUUGUUCAACAUCAAAAAACUCACACAGGAGAGAAGCCAUUUUCAUGUUCAGAAUGUGGAAAAAGUUUUCCUGUAAAAUCAAAACUUGUCAGACAUAUGAUAACUCACACAGGGGAGAAGCCAUUUUCAUGUGCAGAAUGUCGGAAAUGUUUUACUCUAAAGUCAGAUCUUGUUAAACAUCAAAGAAUUCACACAGGGGAGAGAUUGUUUUCAUGCUCAGAAUGUUGGAAAUGUUUUACUCAGCAAUCAAAUCUUGUUCAACAUCAAAGAAUUCACACAGGAGAGAAGCCAUUUUCUUGUUUAGAAUGUGGGAAAUGUUUUACUCAGAAAUCAGAUCUUGUUAAACAUCAAAGAACCCACACAGGGGAGAAGCCAUUUUCAUGUGCAGAAUGUGGGAAAUGUUUUACUCAUCAGUGGUCUCUUGCUGAACAUAAGAAAAUUCACACAGGUGAGAAGCCAUAUUCAUGUUCAAAAUGUGAAAAAUGUUUUACUCAGAAAUCAAAUCUUGUUGGACAUGAAAAAACUCACACAGGUGAGAAGCCAUUUUCAUGUUCAGAAUGUGGAAAAGGUUUUACUCAGAAAUCACAUCUUAUUCAACAUAAAAACACUCACACAGGAGAGAAGCCAUUUUCAUGCUCAGAAUGUGGGAAAUGUUUCACUCAGAAAUCAUAUCUUGUCGAUCAUCAAAAAACUCACACAGGAGAGAGGCCAUUUAAAUGUUCAGAAUGUGGGAAAAGUUUUGCAAAGAAAUCAAUUCUUGUUGUACAUCAAAAAACUCACACAGGAGAGAAGCCAUUUUUAUGUUCGGAAUGUGGGAAAAGUUUUACUCAGCAAUCACAACUUAUUCAACAUAAAAAAACUCACACAGGGGAGAGACCAUUUUCAUGCUCACAAUGUGGGAAAUGUUUUACUACAAAAUCAUAUCUUGUUAAACAUCAGAUGGCUCACACAGUAAAAAGGACAUUUUCAUGCAGAAAAUGUGGGAAAUGUUUUACUCAGAAAUCAAAUCUUGUUGAACAUCAAAUAACUCAUAAAGGGGAGAAUCAAUUUUUAUGCACAGAAUGUGGAAAAGGUUUUAUUAAGAAAUCAAAUCUUUUUGAACAUCAAAAAACUCACACAGGAGAGAAGCCAUUUUCAUGCACAGGAUGUGGGAAAUGUUUUACUCAUAAAUCGUCUCUUGUUGAUCAUCAAAGAACUCACACAGGAGAGAAGCCAUUUUCAUGUUCAGAAUGUGAAAAAUGUUUUACUCAGAAAUCAUCUCUUGUUAAACAUCAAAUAACUCAUACAGGAGAGAAGCCAUUUUCAUGCACAGAAUGUGGGAAAUGUUUUACUCAGAAAUCAAAUCUUGUUAAACAUCAAAAACUUCACACAGGAGAGAAGCCAUUUUCAUGUUCAGAAUGUGGGAAAUGUUUUAGUGGGAAAUCGCAUCUUAUCAAACAUCUAAGAAUUCACACAAGAGAGAAGCCAUUUCACAAAACUUAAAGGGGUUAUCCACCAUAAGGUGAUUUUAGUACUUACCUGUCAGAACUGUGUAUUUCCUGAUGUAUUUUGUUCCCUAAACUACACAUCCCACAGUUCCAUGCUUGAAAGUUUGAGAUCACUUACCUUCCUCCCACACAUCAGCCACCCCACCCAUUGAAACACAGUGUUUUCUAACCAGGGGGCCCACAGCUGUUGCAAAAUUGAAGCAGGACAGGCUCCCGCUGAUCACCUGGCUAGUGAUGUCAGGUCUCGACGCACUGCAAUAUGGGAAAUCCCGACAGUAACGAGUAAUUUUGUAUGCUGUUAAAAAGAAAUAUUGGGGUGAAAAUCACAGAAGUAUUGUGAAACCACGGUCACACACAGGUACAGACACUAUAUCAUGAACUACACUAACUUUACAGCCCCUGUAGCAUAGUCAGAUAAAAAAAGAUCCUAUAAUAACCCUUUUUUUUUUUUUUUUAACCUGUUCAGGACACCGGGCGAUUUAAGGCAUAUUAGGGUCAGGUUCCAGUGUGGGGACGCCCUUCUAAGGGCGAAGCAACACUAGCCAAAAAGGGAGUAAUAGGGCAAGAGACAAGAGAGAGAAUAGUACCACCCACCUCUCAAUUGUCCCUGACCUGACCAAUCUGACCUGACCUUCCCACAUUGUCACUGUUACCACUUGUAACCCAUUUUAAAUCACUGAUUACUGGUGUUGAAUACAUUGCACUAUAUUUUCUAUUUUUCAUUUUUCGGUCCGGAAGGUUUUAAAUGAUUUAUUAAAAGUUAUAUUUUAUAUUAUGCUUAUCCUCAAUAUCUGAGUUUUCUUACUCCAGACUAGUUUUAAUUUAUCAGAUUUUUUUUCCCCCCUUAUUUUCUCAUAACUUUUUAAUCUAUCAAUUUCUGCAAACCAUUCUGAAAUACUCGGUGCAUUAACAGAUAUCCAUUUUCUCAUAAUUAUUAAUCUCCCCAGUAUCAGUAUGCUUUGAAUAAGCUUCUUCCUAAGCUUGGGUAGCCUGGGAAUCAUUCCGAAUAAAAAAAAACUCUGGAGAAAACUCCAACCUGAUACCCAAUCUCCCCUUUAUCUGUUUUUGGAUACCAUCCCUGAAAUUUCUUACUAUCUGACACCCCCAUGUCAUAUGUAACAGAUUUGCCUCUUCUCCCUGACAUUUUGGACAACUUGCCCGGGCACGGAUUUUCCAUUUAAAGAGCUGCUUUGGUGUAUAAUAAAGUCUAUGGAGCAAAAUAAAUUGUAAUAAUCUAAGUUUUUCAUUGUCCGACAUCUCCAUUAAGCUUCCAAUCAUGUCCCUCCAUUUUGUCUUAUCUAAUUCCGGAAUCUCUUUCUCCCACUCAGUUCUGCACUUUAAUGUUGUUUUCCCUUGUAGUAGAAUUUUAUACAGUGCUGACACCCCUAAUUUUUUCCAGCUGCUAAUCAAUCAAUCAAUCAAUAUAUGCUCCUGGACCCAGAGCAGAUUCCUUUCUUUUGUAUAUUUUACUGCAUGUUCUAUCUGGGAUAACCAAAAUCCAUGUUUUUCCUCCAACUCAUAUUCACUCCCUACCCCUUAGUGCACCAUUCCUAAAAAGGUGGUCUAUAUAACAGACCCCCUUUUUAUCCCACAAAUCGUGCUGCUCUAUUUUUGCAAUUUCUGGCAACCUAUAAUUUUCCCAGAGGGGUGUAAAUUUCACAUUACAUGUGAUAUCUAACAAGUUUUUUUUAACUUUCCUCCAACCCCCCCCCCCUGCUUGUACCCCCAGUGUUUCAUUUCCACUAAAUUUUGUGUCACUUUCCAAUACCUCGAAAAUGUGCUUCCAAUUACCUCUAUAUUUAAAUUUUAGGAGAUCAUGUCAUAACUGGCCUUGCACCCCUGUGAGUUGUGACAAUUGUGCUGCCCAAUAGUACAAUCUAAAGUUUGGAAUUCCCAUUCCCCCCUUACAUCUUGGGAGGGUGAGA